This is a messenger RNA of Rhodotorula toruloides NP11, 840 nucleotides long. RefSeq names its product peroxiredoxin Q/BCP. The record is from RefSeq and is a predicted model, not a curated record. NCBI's taxonomy places the organism in Eukaryota, Fungi, Basidiomycota, Microbotryomycetes, Sporidiobolales, Sporidiobolaceae. The coding region runs from base 1 to 840 and encodes 279 amino acids. Gene Ontology annotation, biological process: cellular response to oxidative stress; cell redox homeostasis. Gene Ontology annotation, molecular function: thioredoxin peroxidase activity. The transcript is spliced from 5 exons. Gene Ontology annotation, cellular component: cytoplasm.
AUGCCUACCCUCCGCUCUGAAUCUGCUCCUCGACGCUCCUCGCGCGUCGUCCAGGCCGACAAGGCCGCCGCGAAGGCCAAGGAGGCUGCCUCUGCCGUCGGGGACAAGGCAGCGAAGAAGGCGCGACCUGCGGCGAAGAAGGCGGGCAAGGUCGUGAAGAAGGCGGCGGCCAAGGCAAAGACUGCUGUGAGGAAGAACGUCGUCAAGCCUGCGGCCAAGAAAGUCGCGAAGGCGGCCGGUGUCGACGUGAAGGAGGACGAGGAGGACAAGCCCAAGUCCACCUCGCGGAAGCGCAAGGCAGACGAGGCAGAGGACGACAAGGACGAGAAGGAGGACAGCAAGAAGCAGAAGAAGGACGAGGGCGCGUCCGGGAAGUACACGAUUGGCGACGUCGUCGAGGAUGUUGUCCUUCACAACGAGGACGACAAGGAGGUCUCGCUCAAGUCGCUCUACGACGAGAAGCCGCUCGUGAUUUUCUCGUACCCCAAGGCCGACACUCCCGGCUGCACGAACCAAGCGUGCGGCUACCGCGACAUCCACAGCGAGUUCUCCGACCUCGGCUACGGAGUCUACGGUCUCUCGAAGGACAAGCCGACCGCGCAACUCAAGUGGAAGACCAAGCACACGCUCGGAUACUCGCUCCUCUGCGACCCGGAGGACAAGCUCCUCAAGAAGCUCGGCGCGACAACUGCGAACAAGCGCUGCCACUGGGUUAUCGCCAAGGGCGGCAAGCUCCUCGAGGCCGCGAUCGGCGUCAAGCCUGCCAACGACCCGAAGAACGCGCUCGACUUCGUCAAGUCCAUCAAGGACGGCGCCGCCGAGGAGAAGAAGGACGAGUAA